Messenger RNA from Syngnathus acus (greater pipefish), 4389 nucleotides. RefSeq names its product partitioning defective 3 homolog B-like. Gene Ontology annotation, molecular function: protein binding; phosphatidylinositol binding. The transcript has 24 exons. Gene Ontology annotation, cellular component: apical plasma membrane; apical junction complex; adherens junction. Gene Ontology annotation, biological process: microtubule cytoskeleton organization; establishment or maintenance of epithelial cell apical/basal polarity; establishment of centrosome localization. Lineage: Eukaryota; Metazoa; Chordata; Actinopteri; Syngnathiformes; Syngnathidae. The record is from RefSeq and is a predicted model, not a curated record. Bases 306 to 3902 code for a protein of 1198 amino acids.
CUUCCGGGUUUAAGACCUGUUCGUUUUGUUUGGGUGUAUCGACCCAACAUGACAGGACGUGUGCUGCUGUGAUCGCGUUUGUGAUGCGCAAGGUGCUUGGGGGUCUGUCAGGACAAUGUUUUGCAUGGAUUUCCACACCUGUGCGGGCAGGUAAAAGCGACGGAGCGACUCGGAAGUUUAUUCUCUCCCCCGACUCGAUACACCUGUUGCUUCCCUUUGGACGCGCGAGGAACAGAGGUCGACCACACAGCGGGCUUUUCCCAAACCCGAUCUGAUAUUUCGAAGAGGACAUUUGUGUUGCAAUUAUGAAGGUCACGGUGACUUUUGGAGACAGAGCGGUGGUGGUUCCGUGCAAAGCCGAAUGGACUGUACGGGAUUUAAUCGACCAAUCAACACGAAGGUACCGGAGGAUUUUGGAUCAGCAUGGGAGAAGUGCGGUGAAAACCCUUCACCUAGAGUACACUGAUGGAGGCAUCCUGGACAUGGAUGACCUGCUGACAGACCUAGUGGAAGAUAAGGACAAGCUGGUGGCGCUGUUUGAAGUGCAGCGUGGGAUGACGGACAGCCCCAGGGAAAGCAUCUCUAAUGGUGAUUCCAGUGCUACACCCAGUCCAGAGCCUCUGAGCUACUAUUCACAUGUGCAGCUCCAGGAGCCAAUCAAAGGAGAGAUAGAAGUCAACGAGGCCGCCCUCAAAUCAAACACCCCCCUAUUGGUGAGGAGUAGCAGUGACUCGGUAUUGGCCCCUCCCAUUGAGAUGACCACUGCCUCAACACACCAUGACCAUACCAGCGAAGCCCCCAAGAUGGAAAUCAACCAUGCGCUGAAGGGAGGUCCAAAAUAUCCGACCAAGAUGAACCAGGUCUCAUUUAGCGCCCUCACGCGAACGGUCAACUUAAUUGGAGAUCAUGGGCCCCUUGGUAUUCAAGUCAUACCGUAUUGCUCCUCUCUCAGUGGAAGAAUGCUGGGCCUCCACAUUAAAAACAUUGAAGAAAACAGUCGCACCAAGAACGAGAAUAUCUUUGAAGAGGACGAGUGUAUCGUCCAAAUCAAUGGAAUAAAGCUUCAGGAUAAGUCCUUUGCAGAUUCACAGGAAGUGUUCCGCCAGUCCUUGUCCUCCCCUUCUAUGCAACUGGAAGUUGUCUCCGUUGCCAACAAACUUCGCUACGAGAAGGGCCUGAUCGGUCAACUGUUCAAUGGCGACAGCAAAGACAUAAAAGCAAAAAGCCCAGUGGUGACCCGUGCCAAAAUUGAUCUGCAUCCUGUGCCCAGACAAGAUUCCAAACCCAAUGAAAUCUUCAGGCGUCAAAAUACAGGAACCAAAACCUCAGAGCCACCUCCGCUAAACCCAGUGGCAACCCCUGUGAACCCUAUACUAGCAGAUUCUCAGUCUGGCAAGUCCCAGUCGGAAAGGUCUUCUCCCAUACCUCCAGUGCGGACAGCUCGCUCUUCACCUCCGAGGAGCCGCCGGCAGAGCCCUCCGGCCAAUAAGAGCUCUGGUGUGCCUGGGACAGCCAGCCUUGCAAACAAGAAAGGUGGCAAGAGGAUCAAAAUUGACUUGAAGAAAGGUGCAGAUGGUCUGGGAUUCACAGUGGUGACUCGGGACUCAGCUUCAAGUGGGCCAGGACCGAUUCUGGUGAAGAAUAUACUGCAACGCGGUGCAGCAAUCAAAGAUGGCCGCCUGCAGCCUGGUGACCGCGUCCUUGAGGUGAACGGAAUGGACAUGACUGGCCGGAGUCAAGAAGAACUCGUGGCCAUGCUGCGCAGUACCAAACAGGGAGAAAAUGUUUCUAUGGUAGUCGCUCGACAGGAGGAUGUCUUCAUGCCCCGGGAAUUGAAAGAUGAAGAUCCUGGAAGUCUUUUAUUGGAGGACGGCAGGGAGCAGCUCAUGUAUGAAAUCCCACUCAAUGAGACGGGUUCUGCCGGCCUCGGAGUGAGCUUGAAGGGCAACAAGUCUCGAGAGACUGGCGAGGACUUGGGCAUUUUCAUCAAGUCCAUCAUCCAUGGAGGGGCUGCCUACAAGGAUGGCCGGCUGAGAGUAAAUGACCAGCUGAUAGCAGUCAAUGGCGAAGCCUUGCUUGGACGGUCCAACAAUGCCGCAAUGGAGACAUUGAGGCGCUCCAUGUCGUCAGAGGGCAACACCAGGGGCACCAUCCAGCUCGUGGUGCUGCGAGCAUCCAAAGUGGAGGGGCAGUCCAAUGCCAUAAAUGCUGCCACCUCUCAUCAAUCUUCCGACAAUCAGGAGCCUCAGCGUCAGCGUACCUACCAGGGGGCUUCUCGACCCUCAGAGCUCGACGGCAGCAGUCUCACUGACAAGUAUUCGUAUGGCGGCGCCGGCAGUGCUCUGUAUCCUGUUGCAACCACCAAUGGUACCCAUGGUCUCUAUGGCAACAAUCAGGAAGACUCUCAGGAAGGCUUCCCCAAGGGCUCUUCCCCACGAACAGUGGAGGAAAUGAUUAGAGACUCAGCUUUCACUCGCUCUCGCUACAGUGAGCAUCCCACGGAUGGCCAAAAGACCAACAAGGAGAAGAUGCUUCGAAAUAGAGGAUCCAAAAGCAUGGACCUGGUGGCGGAUGAGAGUGACGUGAGAUCAUUGGCUGGACAUAGAAAGGGGUCAAAUGCUGAUGGAACACUGGGCCCAACCCUGGGCCUCUGGAAGUCCAGCUCCCUUGAAAGUCUCCAGUCAGCCAUGUCGGAGGUCCAGCAGAAUGACAUCCAGGGCCAGGUCCCAUUUCACCGCCCACGGCCACACAUGGUCCGGGGACGCACUUGCAACCAAAGUUUCCGCAUUGCCAUCGACAAGUCUUAUGACGGACCUUCUGAAGAUGAUGACGACCAAUCUGAGGUGAGCUCCGGUCACGAAACACCGGUCAGCAGCUCCUCACGCCAGGACCUGGAUGCUGAAGAUUUGACAAUACGGAAGAAAGUAAAGGAAAAAAAGAGUAAAGGAAAGAAGAGAAGUGAGGAUGCCACAGAUGAUAUGGAGAAGAAGACCAAAAAAAAAGGCUUUGGUCUUUUGAGGUUUGGUAAGAAGAAAGAUGACAAGAGUAAAGUGGCAAAAAACAAACUGGAAGCCUGGAGUGAGGAGGAGGUCGACAGGUUUCCUGACAACAGUGAGAGCUACGAUCCGCGGUAUGCCGAAAUCAACUUCAGCCAGCCCGUCCCCGCUCCACGCUCCUUCCCCGAUGUGAAGGAUGAUGACAAUGACCCCAACUAUGCCCAAAUCAAUAACUUCCUCCAGCCAAACUCAUUGCAGCCAACUGGUCGUACCCCUUCCCCUGCAACUCCCGUGCACGUGGAGACCAAACAGCCUCAGGCCUCUGCCGAGGAGUUGGAGGCGCUCUAUGCCAAGGUCAACAAGAUUAGGCAACAACCUGCAGAAAGUGAUCAGCGGUCCCAGGGGAUGCGGCGGGAGUACCCUCAGGCCCGGGCAGCUCCAGGCUAUGAGGAGCUGGACGCAGCCCGACGUAGAGUGCUGGAGAACGAUCCACACCGGGUGGCACCUAGAGGUGAUGAAUCGCGACCUUCGCACCUGUACGAAGAAUUGGACCGGCCGCACGCCACACACACUAGGAGGGACCCAUAUGAUUACCCGUCGCACGCUAGAUCUGCACGCAGGGAUUACCCCGAUCGCUACCGUGACAAAAGUCCGUCCGUCCAUCAGGCGGCAUCCCACAAUCAACGUCAUCACACCUCAUCUCCCCAUGCUGGACGGCACUACCGUACGGCCUCGGGGCAGGACGUUCUUCCCUCCCCCACUACUGGCCGCAGAGGACACCACUAUGAGGUAAUAGGACACGGAGCAGACGGCUACCGGCAGGCCAGCCCGGAUCGCUAUGGCUACAGAGACGAUCCCAGACAGCCUGAUCCGAGACGGAAGAACCCCAUGAUAGGUGCUGUUUAAUUUCAAAUUUCUAAGAUUAUCCUGAGAUUUCUUUCAAAAGCAGGCUGUGCUGUAUAUUUACAAGCAUGUGGAUGUAUUUAAAAUAUUUUAAUAUUAUAAAAUCUGAAUGAAUUGCAUAUAGAACAAACUUUUUGUGCUGCAUUUCGAAUCAAUGUUUAUUUCCUGACAAACUGGACUUCAUUGGGCAGGAUGUAUAAUGAGGACACCUUGACACACUGGAAUUGCAGGAUGUGAGAAUUACAAUACAAGAAAAGGAAAUGAUAUCCUUGCAAGUAUAUAUUUUUCCCCAGACAGCAUUUAAAGCAGCAAUUAUAUUUGCAAACGAAAGGACUGUUUCUAAUAACAAUUUGUGGUGUUUAUAAUAAAAUGUUAAACGUUUGAUCCAAUUCAGACUACUAUAAACGACUUUACACACUGUGCCUCUAUUGGUUAAUUCAACACAUUCAUUUUUAUACAAACAUUUUACGUCAAUAAAUGUGGAAUUUAU